This is a messenger RNA of Ceratosolen solmsi marchali, 1017 nucleotides long. RefSeq names its product glucosamine-6-phosphate isomerase Oscillin (gene Oscillin). Gene Ontology annotation, molecular function: glucosamine-6-phosphate deaminase activity; identical protein binding. The transcript has 5 exons. The coding region runs from base 23 to 868 and encodes 281 amino acids. Lineage: Eukaryota; Metazoa; Arthropoda; Insecta; Hymenoptera; Agaonidae. The record is from RefSeq and is a predicted model, not a curated record. Gene Ontology annotation, cellular component: cytoplasm. Gene Ontology annotation, biological process: N-acetylglucosamine catabolic process; N-acetylneuraminate catabolic process; carbohydrate metabolic process.
AUUUCCUCACAAAUAGAGAAAAAUGCGUUUGGUAAUUUGUAAUGAUAUUAGCAAUGUUGCUGAAUGGUCAGCAAAAUAUGUUGUGAAACGAAUAAAAGACUUUAGGCCAGAUAAUAAUAAAUAUUUUGUCCUUGGAUUACCAACUGGUGGAACACCUCUUGGAAUGUAUAAGAAGCUUAUAGAAUAUUAUAAGGCUGGAAAAAUAUCAUUCAAAUAUGUGAAAACUUUUAAUAUGGAUGAAUACGUUAAUUUACCAAGAGAACAUAAAGAAUCUUAUCACUAUUAUAUGUAUCAUAAUUUUUUCAAGCACAUAGAUAUCGAUCCUGAAAAUGUUCAUAUUCUUGAUGGUAAUGCACCUGAUUUGACAUAUGAAUGCAAUGAGUUUGAAAGAAAAAUAAAAGAAGCCGGUGGAGUUGAAUUAUUUAUUGGAGGAAUUGGUCCUGAUGGUCACAUAGCAUUUAACGAACCAGGAUCAUCAUUAACAUCAAGAACUAGAGUAAAAACUUUGGCACAAGAUACAUUAGAAGCAAAUGCUAGAUUUUUUGGUAACGAUAUCAAUAAAGUACCAAAACAAGCUUUAACUGUUGGAGUUGGUACUGUAAUGGAUGCUGUAGAGGUCAUGAUUUUAAUUACUGGAUCUCAUAAAGCUUUUGCUCUUUACAAGGCAAUAGAAGAAGGAAUUAAUCAUAUGUGGACUGUAUCAGCAUUUCAACAACAUCCUCGUACAAUAAUUAUUUGUGAUGAGGAUGCUACAUUAGAACUACGUGUUAAAACUGUAAAAUAUUUUAAGGCUCUCAGUGCUGUCCAUUAUAAGUUGAUUGAAGAGGAGGAAGAAUCUCAUCAACGUUAUGCUCAGAAAAUCGCGUGAUUUGAGUUUGUCAGAAAUUCAUGCCAAAUUUGUGAAUGAGAUAACAGAUUACUGUAAUUAGGAUAUUAUAUCACAGGUAUUCAUUCAAAACAAAAAUUGGAAGACAUGUAACAAAAAUGUUAAUGAUUAAUUUUUAUAAAAUGAUAUUG